Molecule: messenger RNA, 4549 nt
Organism: Schistosoma guineensis
Lineage: Eukaryota; Metazoa; Platyhelminthes; Trematoda; Strigeidida; Schistosomatidae
Source: the annotation of a GenBank genome assembly
ACCUUGUAAAGGCGGGCCCUUCGAUUCUUAAUCUUUUAAGAUGGCCUCAAGAGUUUAGUGGAUAGUAUUCAUUGAGAAUGAUUCAGUUGAAAUUAUCCGAUAGUGACAUAUGUGAAAGACGAAAGGCACAGUUAAAGGAAUGGUGUGGUUCAGAGACCGAUCAUGCGUCGUCAAAAAUGAGGGAGCCGGAGAAAAUCAAGUUUCCAUUAUCGGUUCAGCUACUUGCCGCAUGUAGUAACAGUGAUUUGGAUGAAUUUUCCCGUUUACUUAAGCUUGGAACGGACAUUAACACGCAAAAUGCUGAUGGAUUAACCAGCACACACUUAGCCUGUAUCAAUGUCGACUUUGAUUUUUUAAAGUUUCUUAUCAGAAAUGGUGCGGAUAUCAAUCUACAGGAUCACGAAGGUUGGACUCCUUUGCAUGCAGCAGCUUCUGUGGGUUGCUGUGAACUAGCCAGAUUUCUAAUUGAAAAUGGUGCAAGUCUCUCCAUUUUAAGUGUAGAUCUAGAAUUACCAAUCGAUGUAGCACAAGAUGAAGAAAUGAUUAAUCUACUUACAGAUUCAAUGAAAAAGCAAAAUAUCGACGGUGAUGCUAUUAAACAUUCAGAAGAACAAAUGCUUUUACAUGAUGCACAACAUUGGUUAUCCAGUGGUCAAUAUAAACCAGUUAUUGAUCCUAGAACUGGUGCCACUCCCUUACAUGUCGCAGCUUGUAAAGAUUAUACUAAAGCAAUGGAAAUUCUUUUACAAAUUCCCGGUUUAGAUAUAAAUGCUAAAGAUUUCGAUGGAUGGACUGCAUUACAUGCAGCAGCACAUUGGAAUCGUGAAACAUCUGCUCGAAUGUUAGCUAACGCUGGUGCUAGUUUCGAUGAGCAUACACGUGCCAGUCAAUCUGUAUUCGAUGUAGCUGAUAAAGAAAUGAUUGUGUUGCUUAGACAACUUCGUGAAAGACAAAGAGCUGAAAGAUUAUCCAGUGCAUCUAAACUACCAGAAUCAUCGAAAAUAACAGAAGCAGUUAAACGAAGUCAUCCGGUUGAAUUAGAGACUGAUGAAAAUGUUAACACAGAUAAUGAUGACGACGAUGAUGAUAAUUCUCUUAUUGAAAUUGAUCAGUCUAAUUGUGUAAAUAAAAAGCCAACUAUUGAACAAGAUAUUUAUUCAUCGUUAAAUGAUACUCCAUCAUUUUUGACAAAUGGAAAAUUAAUCAAGAAAACUGUUAGCAAUGAAGAUAUGGUAUUGAACACUACUACUAACACUACCGCUUCUCCAUCUACGUUAUUAUCUGUACAAGGACAAACAGAGAUACUGCAAUCCGCCACUAUUACUACUAAUUUUAAUCAAUCAACUGAUCAACAAUCAUUUAUAACAUCUUCUGUCCACGAGGAACGAACUUUACCGUCAUCAGACAGUGGAGAUUUUCUAUCGAUCGAUACUAAUAAACCAUUGGAAAAACCUGGGAAAUCAUUAUCACCAGAGAAAUCUCCUGUCGUGGUUGCUUCGACAACAUCUAUAUCAUCGGAUGUGAAUAAUGACUAUCCAUCUUUUACCAGUGGUAAUAAUAAUCGAAUGGAAAAAGAAGUGUCAGAUAAUAUUAUGAAGACGACUAUCCCUGUUUCUUCAUACUCAUCAUCAUCAGCAACAUCCGUACAGCCAGGUAGUACACUUCGUCAUUCAUCACGAUCUCCUCCUUUAACUAUACCUACUAAUAGUGUAUCCGGUCCUAUUUCAUCGUCUACAUCACAUUUAGUUCCCAAAUUGGUAGAAUCAGAGAAUACAACAGAUAAAAUAUAUGAGAGUGAUGAUUUACGUGAAAGUACAACGAAUAAACAUAAAACCGGUAUUGUAAGUAUUAUAUCAACUCCACAAAAUAAACAUCCUGCUGAUGAGAAAUCACAAACUAGUGUACAUAAUAUUACUACUAAUAAAGAAUUUUCAACCUCCUCAACUGUGACAACAACAAUGGCUGCCACACCUACUAUUCCAUCAGGAACAGGACGAUCAAUUACGAAAAUAAUCGCUGUCAAACCUAGGCGAAGUGAUCCACAAAAAAUGAAUGUUGAUGAAAAGGAAAGUGUUGUAUCCGUGAAUAAUACACAAAGUAAAUUAUCCAGUCCUGUUCCUGAGCUUACAACUAAUCGACGAAUAUCUGUUGUAAUGGCGCCAACAAAGUCCGGUGAAACAGAGACACAACGUAGUGUUAAAGCUCGUUAUGUCCGAUCUACUCGACGAUCCACUCAAGGUGUUUCAUCAGAAGAUGUAGAACAGGCUAAAAAGUUGGCUGAUAAAAAUAUCAACGGUAGUACUGUUGUUUCGGAUAAUUCCCAACCAAUGAAUUCUAUUCCCACUGUUGAUACAUCGUCGUCAUCAGAUAGAACAACAUCAACUGAUACAUCGGGAGUUCCAAAUAAUAAAUCUAAUAAGUUAAGUCAUACCUCUUCAGCUUGUAAUCGAAUAUAUUCAGAAAAUCCUACAAAUCUUUUUCGUCGACUCACCGAUACUGAAUUAUUGAGAUCUCGACCUAAUUCUGAAACUGUAGCAGGUAGUGGCGAUACGUUUACUGGCAGAUCAUCUGCGCGUACUGAUUAUUCAACUAACGAACGAGAAACUAAUGAUACUCGAUCUUCAAAUCAUCCUUCUGCUUCAACUGGUCGUCAUGUUAACUUCUCAGGUGAAACAAACAUGAAUUCUUCCACAUAUGAUGGUAAUUCACGACGGUCAGCUUAUAUUUCACAAGUACGAUCUGUAGAGCAUAGUCCUACGUCAGAGAAUAAAACUGAUUAUACAACAUCAGGAGGAGUUCGUGAACGUCGUCAUAUUCGUGAACGUAACCCACCUGAACGAGUACUAUCCAGUAAAUCAUUUUCUGCUGUAUCAGAUAUUUUUGAACGUCGUAUGUCAGAUCAGAAUUCAUCGUAUACUACUAAUAAUUCUGGACGAUCAGAAUAUUCACCAUCUUCUUAUACAAAUACAAAUAAAUUCUUUAAUACUACUACAAAUACUACUAGUGGUACCAAUGCUACCAGUUUUCAAAAUGAAAAUGAUAUUAAAGGGAUUAUUCAAAGGCCUACAAGUCGAUUCCUUCAUCAGUCAACACAAUUAGUUAAUACAAGUAGUAAUUCAAGCUCCACACCUAUAUAUUCAUGGAAUCCUUCACAAAUCACAUCAAAUAGCAGUAAUGUUACCACUGGUAUUUUGAAUAGUGCUCGUGGUGUUCCACAUAAUAAUCACAACAGUAAUAAUAACACUACUAAUAGUACAGAUUACUCUUCAUCAACUCCUACUCCCCGUGAUCACGUUUCACAGUGGCAAGAUUCCAAAGAUUAUAAACGAUUAUAUGAACGAGAGAAAGAGGAAAGAGAACGACUUCAACGUGAAUUAGAUAGAUGUAAUCGUCAAAUAAGUCAAUUACGUCAGGAACAACAAUUGAGAACUUCAAAUGAUCAUAGUUAUUCAAAUACAUCAGAUACAAUGAAUAUUCACAAUUAUACUAGUAGUAAUAAUUGUAAUAAUUCACAAAUACCGGACACUCUCCAGAGUCGACUAUACUCAUAUGAAGACAAAAUGAAAGAAAUUGUUCGUUUGCGUGAAGAAAUUUCCAAGAUGAAAGAAGAGAAUGGCGCAUUAAUUCGUGUAAUCAGUAAACUUUCAAAACCGAUAUAAUCAAUAAGAUUUUUUUGUUGUUGCUUAUCUCCUCUUUCCUAUUCUUUCAUUUAAUUUGUGGUUUGAUUCAAUGUUUAUGCAUAAUUGUGUGAAUCUCUUUAUUGGUUUGUUAGAUUGCCUUUUCAUUCAUUUCAUCUACAUUACUGUUGUUGUUUUUUUCUUGUUAACAGAAAUUUAUCCAUUUUUUUUCUUUAUUUUAUUUAAAUGAAUGAGAUUGGCAUUGUGUGUAUAUGUUGGAUGGGAGUAAAAGUGUUCCAAUUAUAGUCAACAAAUGUUUACACACAUUCAUGUAACUGUUCAUACAAUUCAUUUCAUACAUGAUAGAAUAUUUAAUCAUAGACUUACAGGAAUCAAUGAUUAUUCAAGUCUAGAAAUAUCUGUGGUCAUAUAUAUAUAUGCUUAUAUUCAUGUCAAGUUUUCAAUACGAACUAUACCAUGAACAUUCAAUGGGGGGGGGUAGUUACUUUUAAUGGCCGAUUCAACACUUUUUUAAUUAUACAUAUACACAUACACGUAUAUAUCAUCUAGUUCCUCUUAUUUGUCAUUGUGGGAAUAGCACGACCACAACCGCUACUGCUACUACUAGUGGGAAUUUCUGGAGAUGAUAAUAUAUGUUGUUCAAUGAAAUGUUUAGAAUAUCAUGACUAUAAACUAUCUGUUAAGUGUGUGUAACUAUGCGAAUUAUGGAAUACGUGCACACUUCUAGCAAUAUAUUAUUCAUAUAUCAUUAUUACUUUGUCUAUAUUUCUUAAUCAAUGCGCCAAUCUUUCAAACGUUUCUUUAUGUUCAUAUCAUUGUUGUAAUAUAGAAGUAGAAACGAAAAUCAAAGAAUUGGUGUCAUUAUUUAUGAUGAUGUUGACAAUGACUAAUAAAACUUAUUUUUAUAUUUC